Molecule: messenger RNA, 276 nt
Organism: Funneliformis caledonium
Lineage: Eukaryota; Fungi; Glomeromycota; Glomeromycetes; Glomerales; Glomeraceae
Source: the annotation of a GenBank genome assembly
AUGAUUGUAGAAUUUUCACCUAAAAAGUUUCAUGAGUUAAAGGUAGAUAUUAGAUGUUGCGUAAAUGAGAAAAGGGAAUUUCAAUGGUUAAAUCCUAUCUUCAAAUGCUGGUCGAACCGUGUGUCACGUAUUCCACUUUCUUUGACUAUUCAUACGAAUUUAUAUACGGAAUUUGGAAUGAAUGAAAGUAAAUUAAUUGAAAAGUUUAAAAAGUUGGGUGUUUUUAAAGAAAUUAAAAUACUUAAUGAUGUUCCUGAAUAUAUAAAUAUGUACCAG